AUGAACGGAGUCGUGCCUCCCAACCCUACAGUGCAGCCUUUCUACUCCAUCCGCUCAACCCCCCACCCCUCGAUUCCCGGAACCCAAUCUCAGGUGGUGGAGUGUUGGGGGAUGAACGGAGUCGUGCCUCCCAACCCUACAGUGCAGCCUUUCUACUCCAUCCGCUCAACCCCCCACCCCUCGAUUCCCGGAACCCAAUCUCAGGUGGUGGAGUGUCGGGGGAUGAACGGAGUCGUGCCUCCCAACCCUACAGUGCAGCCUUUCUACUCUGUCCGCCCUAACCCCCAACCCCUCGAGCCCUCAACCCAAUCGCAGGUGGUGGAGUGUCGGGGGGUGAACGGCAUCGUGCCGCCCGACGCUACAGUGCGCGACGAGGCUCUUCGGCAGUAUCUGGUGGAGGCGCAUGCGCUCUUUCGUCUCUUCUUCGGCAGCAUCGACCGCCUGUUGCAGCAGCAGCAACCCCCUCAAGCCCCCUCAGCAGCAUCAACUCACCCCUCAGGAGUAGCAGGAGCCACACCUUCAUCAGAACUCCAUUCCGACACACAUUCGCAUGAUUCCCCAUCAACCGCGCCCCCCUCAGCCGAUUUAGCGCGUGCCUGCCUGCAAGCUUUCCUCCCGGACUUCCUCACAGGUGCGUGUCCCUUCUACCUCGUGUGGAGCGCACACGUCAUUCCCCUUCCCAGUCUGCGUUCACUGCUGUCUCUCUCGCACUCCUCUUCUCAAUUCUGA
Molecule: messenger RNA, 729 nt
Organism: Closterium sp. Yama58-4
Lineage: Eukaryota; Viridiplantae; Streptophyta; Zygnematophyceae; Desmidiales; Closteriaceae
Source: the annotation of a GenBank genome assembly